AUGCCUGGUAAAAUAAAUAUUGAUUUAAAUGGUAACUUUUGUGAUUCAAAGGGAAAUAUUAUUGUGCUACGAGGUGUUAAUCUUGACCCAUCUGUUAAGUACCCAUCCAAUUCAUUUAGUUCUACCCACUUUGGAAGUUUAAAAGAUGGACUCGGUAAUAAUUUUUAUGAUGAUGCCGAUAAGGUCAGCUAUAUAGGGCAUCCCCUUUCUCUUGAAGACGCUGAAGUUCAUCUAAACAGAUUGAAGUCUCUUGGUUAUAAUUGCAUUCGUUUGCCAAUCACAUGGGAUGCAUUGGAACAUGAAGGACCCGGUAUAUAUGAUUAUGCAUUUAUGGAUUAUAUUAUUGACCUGUUAAAAAAGAUCCAAGAUAUUGGAGGAUUAUACGUUUAUUUAGAUCCACAUCAAGACGUUUGGUCCCGUUUUGGGGGAGGAUCCGGUGCUCCAUUGUGGACAUACCAUUGUUGUGGGAUGAAACCAAUAAAUUUUGAGUCAACUGGAGCCGUUAUUCUUCAUAACUCUUACAUUGAUCCAAAAACAGGUAACGAAUUUAAGGGCAAUAAUUAUCCAAACAUGCUAUGGCCCACAAAUUAUUCAAAACUGGCAAGUCAAACAAUGUUUACGUUAUUCUUUGCAGGUAAAGAUUUUGCGCCAAAAUGUGUUAUCAAUGGAGAGAAUAUUCAAGAUUAUCUCCAGAAUCAUUUUAUAGACGCAUUUUUGGAGUUAUAUAAAAGAGUACAAGAAACUGCGCCUUCUUUGAUCUCAGAAGAUGUUUUAAUUGCAUUAGAAUCUAUGAAUGAACCAAAUAUGGGCUUUUUGGGUGAACGUGAUCUUGGAAUUAUUCCUGCUGAAAGAGAUUUGAAACUAGGGCCUACACCAACUGGCUUUCAGAGUUUUAUAUUGGGUGAGGGUAUGUCGAGUAAUGUAUGCACAUAUAAUUAUGGAAAACUGGGGUUUGUGAAAGGCAAAGAUAUUAAAAUAGAUCCAAAGGGUAAGAAAGCUUGGUUGGCAAAGGAGGAAUGUGAUGUUAUUGAUAAAAAAUAUAAUUGGAUCAGAGGGUCAGAAUGGGUACCUGGAACAUGUAUUUGGAAACUUCAUGGUAUUUGGAAACAUUCUGAUGCCAGAAAUCCAGAACUUAUUAAACCAGAUUAUUUUUAUAAUAAACAAUCUGAUAAUUCUCAACAAUCUGAAAAAAUAGAUGAAAAAUUCUUUAUUAAUAAUUAUUUUGUGGAUUAUUACUCGAAAUUGUAUCAUAAGUUUAGAGCAAUAUCAGAAACUGGAUUAUUAAUUAUGCAGCCACCACCAUUAAAGGAACCUCCCAUUUUAAAAAAUGCAGACUGUAUAGAUAACAACACUAUUCUGGCAUGUCACUUUUAUGAUGGUAUGACAUUGAUAUAUAAGACUUGGAAUAGAAUAUUCAAUGUAGAUACAUUAGGUAUAACCAGAAAGAAAUAUAGCAAUCCGGUGUUAUCCUUGUCUUUUGGCGAGAAUAACAUAAGAAAAUCGAUUAAGCUACAACUGAAACAAAUGGUUGAAGAAUGUAAAACUCAUAUAGGUGCUAAUGUGCCUGUCAUGUUCACAGAAAUUGGAAUACCUUUUAACAUGAAUAAUAAAAGCAGUUACGAUGAUGGGAAUUAUAGUCGCCAAAUAAGAGCUUUGGAUGCAUUACAAUUUGCUUUAGAAGAUUUGAAUAUAUCUUACAGUCUAUGGUGUUAUUGUCAUUUGAACUCGCACAAAUGGGGCGAUGGUUGGAAUAAUGAAGACCUCUCAAUAUGGUCAGCAGAUGAUAUGCAACUUAAAAAUAGCAAACUAUUGGAUAUUCCAAAUUCCCCUAUAAGAAAUAUGGCGAAAAGUAGUGUUGAUUUAGUUCAAUAUGACCCAUCAAUGAAAAAUUAUGAUGAACAAUUAAUUCUGAUUGAAAAUUUAGAUUUACAGGGUUUCAGAGCCUUAGAUGCGCUUAUAAGACCGUUUCCAUUAAAAAUUAACGGAAGUUUUAGACAUGCAGCCUUUCUUCUUAAAGAUACUUCAUAUAGGCUGGAAAUUGAUGGCAAUUCUUCAAAAGAUAAUACAUCCUGUACUCAGAUAUAUCUACCGUUGUAUCAUUUUCCUAUUAGCAACAUAGAUAUAAGUUCAUCGACAAAUAAAGUACUGCUUGAUGCUAAUAGACAAGUGUUAUUGUGGUAUCAUAAAGAUGGACUGCAAUAUAUUAAGAUUGAGUUAAAGAAUAGGAGUCAGAAUUCCUGUACCAUAUCUUAA
Messenger RNA from Tetrapisispora phaffii CBS 4417, 2253 nucleotides. RefSeq names its product hydrolase (gene EGH1). Gene Ontology annotation, molecular function: steryl-beta-glucosidase activity. The transcript has a single exon. The record is from RefSeq and is a predicted model, not a curated record. NCBI's taxonomy places the organism in Eukaryota, Fungi, Ascomycota, Saccharomycetes, Saccharomycetales, Saccharomycetaceae. Gene Ontology annotation, biological process: ergosteryl 3-beta-D-glucoside catabolic process. The coding region runs from base 1 to 2253 and encodes 750 amino acids.